Messenger RNA from Dictyostelium purpureum, 1647 nucleotides. RefSeq lists its product as uncharacterized. The transcript has a single exon. Gene Ontology annotation, molecular function: 5'-tyrosyl-DNA phosphodiesterase activity; single-stranded DNA binding. Bases 1 to 1647 code for a protein of 548 amino acids. The record is from RefSeq and is a predicted model, not a curated record. Gene Ontology annotation, cellular component: PML body; cytoplasm. Lineage: Eukaryota; Evosea; Eumycetozoa; Dictyosteliales; Dictyosteliaceae. Gene Ontology annotation, biological process: double-strand break repair.
AUGGCCCCAAUUAAAACAGUUUCAACAGAGAACAAUAGUGACAAUAAAGGAACAAAUAAAAAAGACAACAAUAAAGAUAGUAAUAAUAGUAUAAAUAUUAAUAAUAAUAGUACUAAUAAUAGUAUUAAUAAUAAUAGUAUUAAUAAUAACAGUAAUAAUAAUAAUGAUAAAGAAUUAUUAACAGAUAUUAAUAAUUUAAAAAUCUCAUUAUUACCACCACCUCCACCCCCACCAUUAAAAAAAAAAACACUUUCAAAUAAUAUAAAUAAUGACACUAAUAGCAAUAAUAAAAUAAAUUGUGUUGGUAAUCUAAAUAUAUCAACAAAAUUAUUGUUAGAAGGAUUCAAAAGAGACACAUUAACAAGAACUAAAACUAAAGUUAGAACAUCCGAUGGAAGAGUUUUUGAAGAGGAGUUAUCGUCUAGUGGCCAUAAUAUAGUUUACAAAGGAUUGGACGAAAGUACUUCAAUUAAAAUUUAUAAAGAGACUACAAACUUAACAGCAUUUAAUUAUUGUAAAAAAUUUAAACAAUGGAUCCCAUAUACACAUAUUGAAAAUAUAGUUUUACCACCUCAAUCACCACCAAUAUCAACAAAUAAUGAAGAUAAUAUUAAUGAUUUAAGCAAUAGUAAUAGUAAUAGUAAUAGUAAUAGUAAUAGUAAUAGUAAUAGUAAUAGUAAUAGUAAUAGUAAUAGUAAUAGUAAUAGUAAUAAUAAUAAUAGUAGUAACAAUAAUUUUAAAAUUUUAACUUAUAUAACAUUUAAUGUUUGGUUUGAUAGUUUUUUAUGGAGAGAAAGGGCAAAUCAAUUGUUUAAACUAAUUCAAGAUAAAAAUCCAGAUAUAAUAUGCUUACAAGAGGUUACUCCAUUGUUUUUAGAUUAUUUAAAGAAACAAUACUGGGUUAAGGAGAGUUACUGUAUUUCGGAUAGUGGUGACCUAGAUACAGUUUAUCCAUAUGGUGUGGUAGUUUUAUUUAAAUAUGAUUCCGUAGUACUCAAGCAAAUGUCUUUAUGUCCAUUACCAAAUACAAAUCAAUCAAGAAAAAUGAUUUCUUCAAUAUUUUCAAUUCAUAAUGAUAGUAGCAACAACAUUACCAAUAGUAGUAAUAGUAGCAGUGGUAGUAAUAAUAAUAGUAAUAUAUUAAUUUCAAUAUCAACAGUACACCUAGAAAGUUUAGAUAGUAAUUCAGAAUCAAGAAUUAAACAAUUUAAUAUGGUCUCCGAUUUUAUAGAUAAAAGAUAUAUAGUAUUUAAUGGAUGUCCUAUUAAACACCACUUUAUAAUGGGCGAUUUUAAUUUCGGUUCAAAUUCAAUAGAAAAUUCAGAAAUUUCGAAAAGAGAGUUUAAUGACGUUUGGAAAGAGUUCAACAUUAAUGACCCAGAGGGCUAUACAUAUGUAAAAAAGACUAAGCGUGUAGAUAGAAUGAUUUUUAAAUCCUCCAAAGGGACUUUAUUCGAUUCAGUCCCUAUUCAAUCAGAACUCAAGCCUUUACAGUUAUCUUUAAUUGGGUUCGAACCCUUAGAAUUAGAUUCAAAAAUCCGUAAAAAUGAAAAUAUACCUUUAGAAGAACCGAUAUAUGCAAGUGACCAUUAUGGUUUAUUGGGAAAAUUUAAAUUUAUUUUUAAUAAUAAUAACAAUAAUAGUUAA